CCCAAAUUCCAAUUGAUCCCAGUGCGGAGAGGAGAGCCCAUGUUACACUACGCUGAACUGUGGGAGACAGCGAGAGAGAGAGAGAGAGAGAGAGAGAGAGAGGUAGAGAGACACCGGGCAACAACUGUGCAGCCAAGGAGACCACAGAAAAACUCCCACUCUGGACUUUUCCAAAUCCCCCCACUCUGCACAGAGAGGAGAGGAGAGAAAGAAGCAGCAGGGACAAACAAAAGCAUUCUUGGCUUUCAGUUUAAAGGAAGAAGGGGAGAAAAAAAAAUUGAACAAUACCUUGGUCGAGAUCAUUUACUUUGAGAUACAAAUUGAAGGAGAAAGGCGUGACAGGACGGCGUCAGUCAGCAGUCACACUCCGGGUUUAUCAUCUGGGAAAACAUCUCUAAACAUACAUAUUAACGGAUGAUAGAAACAUCUGGCAGAGGAAACGAGCACCAAACAGGAUGAGAGCAACGAUGAACACCACAUGGCUGAUGGUGCUUUCAGUCAGCUUCCUACUUCACAGCGUCUGUUCACAGAAUGCUACUGCCGAUAUAACCCACAAUCCAAACUCUACUUCCAAUUCGAGCCAAGAAGAUGAUGCAUCAACAACCAACAAAACUGUUCCAACCAUUACGGUGGGCACUAACCCUACCACCACUGCAGUAACCAUCCAAACACCAGCAACCGUCCCUAUCUCAAUAACGGUUCCUAGCCAACCACCUGUCCUCCCUACUACUACUGCUACUCCUACUGCUGAUGCUACCAACAACCAACCCGCUACCCCUGCCCCUGCCCCUGCCCCUGCCCAUACCCCGACUACAUCACCUGGCAGCAGCAGUUCCAUGAAUCCUGCAACAACGCAGGCGAAGACAACGUUAACUGAUAAAACCACCUUGGCUCCAGCGACUGUCAUGACAAUGAAGUCCGACACGACGGGUGAUGUUACACCAGGACAAUCCACACCUUCCACCAUUGUUACAACAAGUUUAGGGGUAAAAACUGGGACAUCCGAAAGUGGCACAACGGAGACAACAACCCAAAACCAACAAACAACUAAGACCACAGACCUGGCUGGGAAGUCAGAAAUCACCGCCGCCACCCCCUCCACCCCCUCCAACCCCUCCACCACCCUUUCCGCCACCACCAGCGCCACCGCUCCCGGUGCUCCCGCCGCUACAGCCGCUCCCGGCGCUCCCGCCACUCCCGCCGCUACCGCCGCUCCCACCACUACCGCCACUGUCGCCACCCAGACCAGCAGGACAGCAACACAGCCUGCAGCAGUAACCAUUUCACAAAAUGCCAGCACCAUCAUAAACACAACGACCAUAGCAACUCCCUUUGAAAAGUUUGAGUAUUCUCUAAACAAUGGAGAAAAGAAGGAGGGCGAGGAAAAGAUCCUGGUGCAGUUGUGCAAGCGGCUGUUUACACAGCUGAACUUGAAAGAUGGAAACUGCAGUCUGACAUACAAGAAAGACCAGGACAAACAUGAGUUAGGCUCAGUGGAGAUAAGAGGCACAGUGAAGGAAGACAUUGCUGCCCAGUAUUACAAAGAAAUCACCAAGGAGAAAGCAACAGAUAGCAAAACUCUGAUUGCCAUCCUGGCCUCCUGUGGAGCUCUGCUGAUCAUGAUCGUCAUCCUCGCCGUGUGCGCUUCCCACCACCGCAAACCGUACAAUGAGAACCAGCAACACCUGACGGAGGAGCUGCACACAGUGGAGAACGGUUACCACGACAACCCCACGCUAGAGGUGAUGGAAGUGCAGCCGGAGAUGCAGGAGAAGAAGAUGGCGCUGAACGGCGAGUUCAACGACAGCUGGAUCGUCCCCAUUGACAACCUCCUGAAGGAAGACAUACCCGACGAGGAGGACACCCACCUGUAGGGACGAGUGGGGACAGAGGAGAAACUGAAACUGCACCCACCCGCCUUCCACUCCUGACCCGGGGUCCUUGUCUCUGUAGCCAGAGAAGACUUUCUCAGAUAGAAACACAUCCUACAGAACAACCAAGCCACUAUAUUCACCUUCAUUAUCUGCUCUAUGUGAUGUGUUUCUGCUGUGUUUUGGUAUGAAAAAGAAAUGAGGAUAAAAAAAAAUUUAACACCUUGAGGAAUGAAACCAAUGAAAUCAUAUGAAGUGGCUUCGGAAAAAGAAUGGACAUUGAAGAAUUAACUAAAUCCAUCAAUAAUGUGCCUUUAACGUUGGUUUUACAGAAAUAUGUGAUAUCUCUCACUUCCUACAGAGCACAAUUGAAUUUUUUUUGUCAUCAUAAAAUUUCCCCAAAAAGAAAAUUGCGCAGGUAGGAUAUUUUUUUUUGCCUUUUCUCUUCAUGUACUCAACAAGAGAAAGUGGAUUUGUACACGAGCACCUGUAAAUAGAGUAUUUUUAUAUAUUACUUUCCUCUGAGAGCUGUGAUCUCAUAAACUUGUGGCUUUGCGUCAUCAUGUGGCUCCAGGGGUCUGAGAGAGAGGAUGAAGAUCAGAGAGGUAGCAUCGACGUCAGCUGCCUUGGCCGAUCUAGAGUUACUAACGUAGAUAGAUGACCUCAGGAUUCUUCAAAGCGUCCUGGUGAUUUUCCACGAGUACGUGUCAGAUCUGAGAAACAUGCCAGUGGUUGUACAGGCUGUGCUGGUACAACUGAGCAUUAAGCUUACUGCUCAAGGCUGAGUUUGAAAGAAAUCAAAACAAAUGAAGGUUUUUUAUUCAAAAUGCCAAGAGCCACGUUUAGCAUGAGAAGUGGACAGAAAUCAUUACCUGUUUCCUCUCUGGCCUUUCAAAAAAGAAGAAAAUCCUUCAGUGUUCUUCAAAAAAAAAAAGCUUUGUAUUCAUUAAUAAAAACAUAAUGCCACAUUAUUUCAAUGCCUUACUUCAGAACUUAAAGGAUAAUUCCAGUUUGUUACAUCUUGGGUCUUAUUUGUGUUGAUUAAGAUAACACUGUACUGACCAAAGUAGUGUUGUGAUGUGGGAAGACGCCAACAUCGCUAGGACUAGGCUUGGUAUCAGUACUCGAUACCUUUAAGGUAUUGACCAAAAUAAAUCGGUACCAAAUAGUAUCGAAAUGUCUCCCGUCAAAUGAUACCUGCAAUCGAUCCUUUUUGCACCCAGACCUAGAAAAUAUGACUUGAGAAUAUGACUUGAGAAUAUGACUUGCUCACAGCCAAUCAAUGCAAGCGUUCUUGGAUUUAAUGGGAUGUGAUUGGCCCACUGCCACAGCAGCUACAGCAGUUCAGCAGCCAAGAUGCCACCUAAACGCUCUAAAGUGUGUCUACCCUACACGCCAGUUGCACUGGAUAAAAGCAAGUGUACUGAAUGUGUAAUGGGUAUCUAAUGAAGUACUCGGUUGGUAUCGGUAUCACAGAUUGGUACUGGUGUGGUAAUUUUUAAAACGACCCAGCCCUAGCUACAACAAAGUCUAACAGGACAAGAAACAUAAGCAGUCAGACUGUUAUACGACAGUUCAGCCUGAUUAUAUAUACCCUACUAGAUUUGGAGGUGAAAGAAACACAUGAAAUAUUGAUGAGCUCUCUUUGAACAUGAACGUUGUGAGCAAAACUAGGGCUAGUACAGCAGGUCAAAGUUGAACCAGGGUCCAUUAAACAAAAGUGAAGAUUGCAAAUUGUGGCACAGACUCACGCACGUUUUGCAAAUCCGCUGCUCGAUUUGAUUAGUGAAACUGUCAACAGUUAAGGGUGCAGUAUGUAGAAUUUAGUAGCAUCUAGCAGAAU
Scomber scombrus (Atlantic mackerel) is the source of this 3714-nucleotide messenger RNA. It is a transcript of the gene podxl, whose product is annotated as podocalyxin-like. The record is from RefSeq and is a predicted model, not a curated record. Bases 456 to 1874 code for a protein of 472 amino acids. Gene Ontology annotation, biological process: cell migration; regulation of microvillus assembly; positive regulation of cell-cell adhesion mediated by integrin. NCBI's taxonomy places the organism in Eukaryota, Metazoa, Chordata, Actinopteri, Scombriformes, Scombridae. The transcript is spliced from 8 exons. Gene Ontology annotation, cellular component: apical plasma membrane; microvillus membrane.